AUGCCUGUUUCCGGACUCACGGUCCAUCCUGACUGCAUCAAGGCAUUCAAUGAUCUGAAACUGGGCAACAAUGGCAUAAAAUACAUAAUUUACAAAAUCUCGGACGAUCAGAAGGAGAUUGUUGUGGACGAAAUCAGCAAAGAAACCGACUACAACGUCUUCAGAGAGAAGCUGCAAAAUGCCCAGGAGAAGAAUGGAAAGAGCAGGCCGUCUUACGCCGUCUAUGAUGUGGCAUUUGAUCUCGCUGGGGGUGAAGGACACAGAACAAAAAUAACCUUCAUUACUUAUAUCGAUCAGGAUAAUACUUCCGUCAAAGCUCGCAUGACCUAUGCCAGCUCACGCGAAACCUUGAAGAAUUCGCUCAGUGGAAUUAGUAUGACAUGGCAAGCCAGUGAACCGGGCGAGCUAGAAUGGGAGCCUCUUCUAAAAGAAGCAAGCAAGGGCAAGGCAUCUGCAUAG
Molecule: messenger RNA, 459 nt
Organism: Endocarpon pusillum Z07020
Lineage: Eukaryota; Fungi; Ascomycota; Eurotiomycetes; Verrucariales; Verrucariaceae
Exons: 5
Coding region: 1-459 (152 amino acids)
Biological process (GO): actin filament severing; cell motility; actin filament depolymerization
Cellular component (GO): actin cytoskeleton; actin cortical patch; cytoplasm
Molecular function (GO): actin filament binding
Source: RefSeq, a predicted model, not a curated record